AUAUCAGAAAUGGUUCACAAGCCUCGCAACUCUCUCCUGACUGCUGGCGUCUCCAAGUACAGCCGCUCCCAGGUCAUCGCCAAGCGUGCCUUGUAUAAGCGCAAGCCCACUGGAACCGUUGCUGCUGCCCCUAAGGCUGCCAACAAGACUGUCGAGGUUAAGGGCGGCAAGAACGGUGGUUCUCGUGUCAUUGCUGCUUCCAAGGCACCUCGCUUCUAUUCCGCCGAGGAUGUUGCUGUCCCCAAGAAGAACCGUAAGCAUGCUGGCACCGCUAAGCUCCGCACCUCCAUCGUCCCUGGUACUGUCCUCAUCCUCUUGGCCGGUCGCUACCGUGGCAAGCGCGUUGUUUUCUUGAAGCAGCUCGAGUCUGGCUUGUUGCUCGUUUCUGGCCCCUUCAAGGUUAAUGGCGUUCCCCUCAAGCGCGUCAAUCAGGCCUACGUUAUUGCCACCUCCACUAAGGUUGACAUUGAUGCUUCCAAGGUUGAUGCCCAGUUGAAUGAUGCCUACUUUGCCCGUCCCAAGAGUGCCAAGAAGGUCGCCACUGAGGAGGCCUUCUUCGAGGGCCAGAAGAAGAAGGAGCCUCUUGCUGAAAAUAAGGUUGCUCUCCAAAAGUCCACUGACAAGCUUAUCCUCGAGGCUGUCAACAAGGUUGAGCACCUCCGCCAGUACUUGGCUUCCAAGUUCUCCCUUUCCAAGGGCCAGGCUCCUCACGCUCUCAAGUUCUAAAUGAAUUGAAUCAAACCAAAUAUCAAUAACAGUGCUUCUUGUGAAUAAAGGAUGAGUGAACCUAUUUCUUUCCUUAAUAUGGACUUGUACAUCAUAUCAUCC
Molecule: messenger RNA, 828 nt
Organism: Lobosporangium transversale
Lineage: Eukaryota; Fungi; Mortierellomycota; Mortierellomycetes; Mortierellales; Mortierellaceae
Product: ribosomal protein L6e-domain-containing protein
Exons: 3
Coding region: 10-726 (238 amino acids)
Biological process (GO): ribosomal large subunit assembly; cytoplasmic translation
Cellular component (GO): ribosome; cytosolic large ribosomal subunit
Molecular function (GO): structural constituent of ribosome; RNA binding
Source: RefSeq, a predicted model, not a curated record